Menidia menidia (Atlantic silverside) is the source of this 1038-nucleotide messenger RNA. Lineage: Eukaryota; Metazoa; Chordata; Actinopteri; Atheriniformes; Atherinopsidae. The record is from the annotation of a GenBank genome assembly.
AUUCCCGUCAUGACCAAUAGAACAGGGACUGCCUUUUUAAGACAGCUCAAUGAUAAGGUCAUUUUUGUUCAGGUUUUCGGGAUACUUCUGCUCUGCAUCAACUUCAUGCUGAUAACAACCUUCUUCAAGAGGGAAAUCUUCUACAGAAUCAUGCGCUACAUCUUAUUUGCCAACACUUUAUUUUCAGACUGCAUCUUGUUGGUGAUCACAAACAUGUUAUUGGUCCUUAACUUUUUUGACAUCAGCAUACAAACGGGGAUAUGUUUUAUUGUGUUCACGCUCUCGUCUCUGUGUAACUUUGUCACACCUAUCACGCUGACGGCCAUGAGCCUGGAGCGCUACGUGGCCAUCUGCAUGCCGCUGCGCCACGCUGAGCUGUGCUCCACCGGCAGGGCCCUGCAGAGCCUCCUCAUCAUUUACUGCGUCAGCUUUAUCCCCAGCCUCGUCAUUCUGCUGGUCUUCUUUUUCUCUGCGUCUUUGAGCUUUUUCAAACGAAGCCUGCUCUGCUCCGCCGAGACAUUCAUCGUCGGCCGAUGGCACGGCUAUAUCAGAUCUGCUGUGAGUCAGUCCUACUUUCUGCUCAUGUGCAUCGCUAUCGCCUUCUCCUAUGUUCAGAUCAUGAAGGUGGCUACAGCCGCAUCAGGAGAGAGUAAAAAGUCAACGCAGAAAGGGCUCAAAACUGUGGCGCUUCAUGCUUUCCAGCUGCUGCUCUGUCUCAUCCAGCUUGUGUGCCCUUUCAUAGAAGCCGCUGUGCUUCAGGUCGAUUUUAGUCUAUUUAUAAAUGUCAGGUAUGUCAACUACAUACUGUUUAGUCUUGCACCAAGAUGUCUGAGUCCUCUAAUUUAUGGUCUCAGGGAUGAAACCUUUUUUCUUGCUCUUAAAUACUACAUUUUCUGGUGCCCGUUGAAAAACAACUUAAAGCCACAACUGUAUGCAAACUACAUAAUGUUUACUCUGACUCCGAGAUGUCUGAGUUCUCUCAUCUAUGGACUUAGGGAUGAAACAUUUGUUCUUGCAUUGAAAAAUUACAUCUGCUUU